Messenger RNA from Drosophila kikkawai, 3780 nucleotides. RefSeq lists its product as uncharacterized. Gene Ontology annotation, cellular component: membrane. The record is from RefSeq and is a predicted model, not a curated record. NCBI's taxonomy places the organism in Eukaryota, Metazoa, Arthropoda, Insecta, Diptera, Drosophilidae.
UACAAAUUUUUAAAUUAAAUAAAAGUAGUAACAAUGAUGAUGCCUAUCCAUCAUUACCAUCAUGUCGAACCUAUCAAGACCGAGCAUAAGCAAGAGCACAACCACCAUCAUGACGACCAGUAUCAUGACCACUAUCAUGACCACGAUCAUGACCACUAUCAUGACCACGAUCAUGGCCACGAUCACGACCACUAUCAUGGCCACGAUCAUGACUAUCAUGACGACCACCAUGGGCACUACGGCGAUUACCACCACCAUCACGGCCACUACCAUCAUGACGACCAUCACCAUCGCGGCCACUACUAUCGUGACGACCUUCACCAUCACGGCCAUCACCAUCAUGACGACUACCACCAUCAUCACUAUCAUGUCGGUCACCACCAUCACGGCCACCAUCAUAAUGACCAUCACUAUUAUGACGACUACCAUUAUCCAAUCAAUCUGUUCGACCCUAUUCUCGGUCGAAGUCCAGUUUUCUAUGUGCCGCAAUCUGCAACGAGCUUUUUGGUUUGCAAACAUGGCCGACUGCCCCAGAGCUACAUUUCCUACAAUGGCCUGGAUAUCGGAGUCAAUGCGGAGAUUGAUGACUGGAGGGACUUCCUCGCUAUGCAGGAUGGACUGAAGGUACUGAUCUUCCUGCUGUUGUUUCUUAUUUUAGCAAUGCCAAUCGUGGGGUCCCUUUAUGGCUGGUUUUGGGGGCGAUGCAGAAAUUGCAGGACAGGCAGCAAGAGAACGUGCUAUAGCUGUGGCAUCCUCCUGGCCGUUGCGGCACUCCUUAUGUUGCAGUUAACGAAGGGCCUGGAGAAAUAUGGGCCUUGUUCGCAGCGAUCCCUCUACCAUCACCCCUACAGGCGCAUGCGACUUCUGCAUGACCCUAAUUAUAAGCAUUUUUUGGAGCGAAUCGAAGCUCAGUCUGAUGCCACACAAGCGGGGGACCAUGCUGAAGCCAUUAAGGAUCUAAGCGAGGUUCUUAAAAAUAUGCACACAGCUAAGUUAAUUUUAGAGGAGUUCCAGAAUGAGCUGCCCGUAGCUCAGGGGUUGGCUAUUAGGUUUCGGGAUGCGUUGCGUGCCGUCAAACAAAAUCUUAAGGAAUUCCUCAUCUCGCACUGCAACCAAGAGGAGUGCAGAGAUUUCUACAGAGACAAUGAGGUCAGGAUGCUAGACGAGGGAUGUCUGCACUUUGAUAGAAUUCCCUCAACGGAAGACUUGAUCAAGUCCAUUAACGAAAUUCUGGCCGGUAACUUUGUCAUUUAUCCCCUAAUGGCUGCUCAACAGAUCGCAACGGCGUACAGGAAUCACACUAAUAACCUGCUGGACACAAUUAAAAAGGAUCCCCAUAAAGACGACAAAUAUCUGCAGGAUAAGUACAAAGCAUCGUUAGUAGAACUCCGGGUAAAUAAGAUAGGGCCUGCAAUAGCGAUUCGUCGUAUUCCCGUAGCUGCUCUGCGCCGAAAGCUGGGACCUUCGUGGUAUGGAAGCAUGUUAGGAAUGCUCUUGGUGCUUAUGAUUUUGCCCAUCCUCCUGCUAAUUGCUCUUGUGGUAAAACUGUUUAGUCCAAAUGUGUCGAAUGGGCUACUCUGUGCAUUCCUCACUGCCGCCUUCAUGCUUUUCUCGAUACCCCUUGUCCUGGUGCUCUUCUUUCUGGUCCACGGAUUCUUGACGUAUGACAUUUUCUGUGCUGGACAUCAGGUGCCCGAAAGGAGGAUUCCGAUGUAUAAUCGACCGAUUUUGUAUCGACCGAAUAAUAAUCCAGCGAAUGAUAAACUACCGAAUCAUAAUACAAUGAAUGCUAAUACACCGAAUGCUAAUUCAGCGAAUGAUAAUCAACCUAUGUUAAGAUCUAGAGAUACGGUAGAUCCACCGGAUCACAGUCAACUGCAUGACCAUCCACUAGAUAACAAUCCUCCGGAUGAUAAUCAACCUGUGCUAAGAUCUAGAGAUACGUUGUAUCUACCACCGGCUGACAAUCCACUGGAUGACAAUCCACUGGAUGACAAUCCAUCAGAUAACAAUCCAUCAGAUGACAAUCCACCGGAUGAUAAUCAACUUGUGCUAAGAUCUAGAGAUACGUUGUAUCUACUGGAUGACAAUCCACUGGAUGAUAAUCCACCGGUUGAUAAUCCACUGGAUGAUAAUCUACCCGAUGAUAAUCAACCUGAGCUAAGAUCUAGAGAUAGGUUGUAUCUACCGGAUGACAAUCCACCGGAUGAUAAUUUUCCUGUGCUAAAGUCUGCAGAUACGUUGUAUCUACCGGAUAAUAAGCCACCUGUUCUAAGAUCUGGAGAUACGUUGCAGAGGUGCGCCGGUAAUGAGGCCUUGUGCGGUGACUUGGGUCGCAAAGAGUUCUAUGUCAAUACGAAAAGGGAUAUCCGGGAGGCGGCCCAGGACCAGGAGCUCUUGCGGAGUAAGCUCUUCAGCUACAACAGCUCAGAAUUCACCCAAUAUAUGUGCCGAGAGCUCGUGCCGGAGCCCAAACCAGGACCUCUGCCGGAGCUGAUCAGUAGACUGGCCAACCUGACCAGGAGUGUGGGAUCGCCUCCUUUUCUGUUAAACCAAACCAUCAGGCUGCAAGUCGCUCACAAGAAACUGGGGCAACCGCUAGCCGCGAUCAUUCAGCGACUGCUGGGUAAACUGAAGCAGCUGGAUCUCCUACUGUCCGGCGGAAAUAAAAGCUUUGACAUGUACAUGAGCCGACUUCUGGAAAAGAUUAAACAGUUUCAACGCCGCGAUUUCGUUGGAUUUGGUCUGCAAAAUGAAACCAAGGAAUCGAUGAAGAGCUUAGCUCAGGCUCGCCAUUACCAUGGCCAUCACGGCCACCACCAUCACGGCCACCACCAUCACGAACACCACCAUCACGGGCACCACCAUCACGGCCACCACCACCAUAAUCACACAAACCAUCAUCACCACGAUGAUAAUCACACCGAGGAUCAUCACCACAACUAUAAUCACCACCAUCAUCAUCACCACUUUCAUCAUCAUCAUCACCAUGGUGAUAAUUACACCGAUGAUCAUCACAUCAAUGAGCAUCACCACAAUCAUCAUCACCACGAUUAUCAUGCUUCGUAUCCCUAUGGGAGCUUUGAUCCCUAUUUCUAUAAUAGUUUAGCUCUGAAUCGCUAUUUGAUUUACAAAGAUCUUUGUGGGAGUAUUGCCAAUCCAAUGAACGCCAUCUGGUUCUGGCUUCUACCCUUCACCCUGAUGCUUCUGCCCGCCAUCUGCUGCAGUCAUUAUUUGAGAUGUUACUGCCGAUGUUGUAGGAAUGUUUGUGAGGACCCCUGCGCGGCCCCGUGCUCGGAACCCUGCGCGGCCCCCUGUACGGCCCACUGCACGGCCCCCUGCACGACCUCCUGCACGGCCCCCUGCACGGCCUCCUGCACGGCCCCCUGCACGGCCCCCUGCACGACCUCCUGCACGGCCCCCUGCACGGCCUCCUGCACGGCCCCCUGCACGGCCCCCUGCACGGCCCCUUGCACGGCCCCUUGCACGGCCCCUUGCACGGCCCCUUGCACGGCCCCUUGCAAGGCCCCUUGCACUGCCACCUGUGCGGCCCUCUGUGCAGCCCCCUGCACGCCACCCUGCGCGCCACCCUGCGCGGGUCGUUGUGUGAACCCUUGCGUUUCCACCUGUGCGGCUCCUACAGAUUACACCUGUUGCACGGUGCCAAUGGAAUUCCCAGACUGCUCCUGCUACACAAUGAAAGACUGUUCCCACUGCAGAUAUUUUCCAGUGGUGGACGAAACGAAUGUCGACCAAUUGAAUUUAAAUAUGCAUUUAUGA